Linum tenue is the source of this 954-nucleotide messenger RNA. The record is from the annotation of a GenBank genome assembly. NCBI's taxonomy places the organism in Eukaryota, Viridiplantae, Streptophyta, Magnoliopsida, Malpighiales, Linaceae.
AUGAAGGAAAGGAGUUAUGGGUGGAGUUCAAAUAUGAACUACUUCCAUCUAAUUUUUGCUACUGUUGUGGGAGGAUUGGCCAUUCUCAGCUGGCUUGCAAGAACCCAGAAGAGUUUGUGGAGGGGUGGUACGGUGACUGGACUAGAGCGGGUCCAUACUCCCCUUGCAUCGCCGAUUACUAUUGCGCGGAGAAUCCAUUCGCCGGGAACGGCGGAAAGCAAGACAGGAGAUAACUUCGGUUCCGAGGAAGGAGGAAGGGCGCUGGACCGGCUGCUUGACGGGAGACUCUCCGGUGGGCGAGGAUCCCAAAGAAGAGAGAGGGAGGCCAACACUGGUGGGAAUGGUGCACGUGGGACCACACCUGCUAGAGCAACAGCUCUUUUGUCAGCCGAUAUGGGAGACAACCCGGGAAAACCGCCGGGGUUUCCAUCUCCAUCUGCCUCGGAGAGAGAAGAACGACUGUCUAAACUACAUCAGACGGGUAGCUUCUCUCCGUACAUACCCAGAACCCUGCUGCCAGAGAUGGAGAAGACGGCAGAAGGAAUGAACCAGAGAGGAGGGUUUGUGGUAGGCCAAGGGUCUGGUCAAGUGGGUAUGGGCCAAGUUGGAGGGGCCCAAGCUAUGUUGCAUUUUAAUUCCUAUGGGCAGCCUACCUUCUUUCCUAGCCCAAAUUACCUCCAAAUGGCCCAGGAAAAUAUGCUAUUUGGGCAGACUCAGCAACCCUGUGCUUUUUGGGAAAAUAAUCAGAUGGAAGCCCAAUUCCUUAGUCCUUGGGGUUUAAGGAAAGAUGAGCCUAGGAAGAAGCUGAAGAUUAACAACAAGAGGAAAGCUAGCAUCAUCAUUCACGAGCAGCAGAGGGAAUUAACUGAGGAAUUUGAGAAUGAAGAAUCUGCAGGAGUGAAUGGAUCAGGAAGGGUGGAGGUGGCUCACCAAAAGCCACCAAAUCAGCCAUGA